AUGAAGUCCCUCGCCGCGACUCUCGCGCUCGCCGCGCUCGUCAACGCCGGCCUCCGCUUCCCCUGCUCGACGCUGACCUUCCAGCGCCUCGACCCGGCCGGCGAGCCCGGCUCGCUCCCGUCCUCCCACGUCCACCACAUCGUCGGCGGCAAUGCCUUCAACGCCUCCAUGGACGGCGACGUCGGUGAACGCGCUACCUGCACCACCUGCCAGAUGGCCGAGGACUUCUCCAACUACUGGACCGCUACCCUGUACUUCAAGCACCCCGAGAACGGUAGCUACCACCGCGUCCCUCCUCUGGCUGUCCAGCCCCUCCUCGGAGGAUCUCAGGGCGCGCAGGGUGGUCUUACCGUGUACUACACGCAGUUUGACCUCAGCAGGGACAACUUGGCCCAGCAGCCCGUCAAGGCUUUCCCUCCGGUAAGGCUCCUUCUCGUUAACACACCUGGCUUCCGCAUGGUUGUCGGCGACCCCGGUGCGACUGACGGACAGGUCCACGCCGGUCUCAGCUACCAGUGCAUGAACGGCGCCAGCCGAGGUGCCAUCACCGCUGCUAUGCCUCAGCAGCCAUGCCCCAGCGGCAUCUUCACCACCCACCACUUCCCUCCCUGCUGGGACGGCAAGAACCUCGACAGCCCCGACCACCGAUCGCACAUGUUCAACACGGUUGCCUUCGAGACCGUCUGGGACACGAGCAAGUUCAACAGCAUGUGGCCUUCGGGCACCCCCAGCCCCUUCGUGUGGAGCUUCGAGGGCAACGGCUACGGCACCCACGCCGAUUACAUGUUCGGCUGGAAGGGCGACUCGCUCCAGCGCGCCAUGGACAAGUCCGAGUGCUUCUACGAUGGCUGCGGAUCCAUCGAGAAGCAGGCCAUGUCGGUCGCUAACCAGUGCGGCGUCGAGAACAUGGUUGGCGAGGAGACUGACGGAUGGCUCACCUCGCUUCCCGGUCAGGGCAUGCCUAUGAACAACAAAUAG
Parascedosporium putredinis is the source of this 978-nucleotide messenger RNA. Lineage: Eukaryota; Fungi; Ascomycota; Sordariomycetes; Microascales; Microascaceae. The record is from the annotation of a GenBank genome assembly.